AUGCUUGGACCAAAGGUGGAUCAGUCUGAAUUAAAAGAUGCAUGUCUCUAUUAUCAACCUCAUACAAAGGAAAAUAACUGCCUCGAGAUCAUCAUUAGCACUUAUGAACAACAAGAAUAUGCCUGGAAAUACGGUCAUCAAAAUCUCAUUCUUGUUGAUGGAACUUUUGGAAUUAGCAGGCACAAAUUACUUCUAUUUAUUGUCAUGGUUAUUGAUAGCAAUAAUAAAGGCAUUCCUAUUUCUUUUAUCCUCUUUACACCACCUCGAUCUAAUCGAUUAACAUCUUCUGGAUAUGAUAGUAAAAUUCUGGAACGACUUUUUACAAUCUUCCGUGAUAAGAUAAGUGAUAAUUACAAUAAAAAAAAUCAAUCUCUAGCUACUCCUGUUAUAUUUAGCCCCCGCGCUGCAAUGACUGAUACUGAUAUCAAAGAGCGGAAGUCAUUAUCAAAAGUAUGGCCAGGAAUAAUUCUACUUCUUUGUUACUUUCACAUAAGUCAAUGUUGCAAGAAUGAGAUUAAUAAACAAUUAGGUCGUGGUGGCGAAAAUAAAGUAAUUUUAUUACGACAAACCUUAAAAGCAUUUUUAAAAAGUGUCUUAAAUGAGGCUCGGUUAAUGGAUGGUAGUGAGGAGAUGGUAUGUAAUUAUAUCACAAAAAAAAAAGAAUCAUUAGAGUGUAUUUAUAAGGCAAAAAACUUGUCAGAAAAUAAAAAAAUUCUAGAAGGUGGUUUAAAUUUUUUAUCUUACCUGAAAAAACAAUGGGGUGGAGAUCUUUUGUCUAGUUGGUGCCUUAAUGGACGAAUGAAUGCUGCCAAAGCUCUCGGAAUUCCUUUAGAAAAACUUCCUACUAUGAAUAACCAUCUUGAGGGGAUGAAUGAGUAUCUAAAAAAUAACCAAUUAAACCGAUUCCAAAGAAAUAAUAGACCCCUUAGAGCUGAUAUACUAUAUAUUGUUCUUGUGCAUGAAGUUAUUCCUAAUAUCUUGACAUUGCGAAACCUUGCUAUAAAUUUUGAAUGUGAAAAAGAAGAAUGA
Messenger RNA from Cetraspora pellucida, 1029 nucleotides. NCBI's taxonomy places the organism in Eukaryota, Fungi, Glomeromycota, Glomeromycetes, Diversisporales, Gigasporaceae. The record is from the annotation of a GenBank genome assembly.